Molecule: messenger RNA, 1861 nt
Organism: Colletes gigas
Lineage: Eukaryota; Metazoa; Arthropoda; Insecta; Hymenoptera; Colletidae
Product: facilitated trehalose transporter Tret1-like
Exons: 5
Coding region: 375-1721 (448 amino acids)
Biological process (GO): transmembrane transport; carbohydrate transport
Cellular component (GO): membrane
Molecular function (GO): sugar transmembrane transporter activity
Source: RefSeq, a predicted model, not a curated record
UUUAAUUAUACUAUUAUGUAGGCAGAAUGUGAAAGACUUAUUAAAAUAUAGUUCCGAGUAAUAUAAUAAUAAUUAAUGCUUUGUUCUCUGUUGGCAUGCAUGACUUGUUAUCCCGUCUUUUUCGCAAUACGUAAUACUUAUUUUUAAAAGCCAAAUGUACCGUAUAAAAUUCAUAUUUUAUAACACGGUAUAAAACGCGAUACCGUGACUCGAACAUUUCUCGUUAAAAAUUAAUCGUUAUUUCGAAACGAUUGAGACAUCGGCUGCUGUAAUGAUCUGACCCCAACACCAUUAUCUGUAUCAUCUUUACCAGUCUGUUAACAUUUCCUUCAACCUGGAUUAUUUAUGUACUUUGCAAGUUAUUCACUGGAACGAUGAAGAAAAUUUAUUUAGCUGCUCUCGCUGGUAGUUUGGGUAUGAUGUCGUAUGGUCUGUCUUUCGGUUGGCCAUCGCCAUCGUUGCCUCUUCUCUUGCAAGAUGACAGCCCCGUGCAGUUGACAUUGCAGGAAGCAGCGUGGGUAACGUCCUCCCACGCUUUCGGCGCAAUUGUUGGUUCCGUGCUCUGCACAUACAUCGUGAACGUGAUCGGCAGGAAAUGGACCCUGCUUUUCACCGCGGCGCCAGCGUCGAUGGGAUGGUUGAUGGUCGCAUUCGCGUCGUCAGUUUUGGAAUUAUACGUAGGGAGGUUCUUGUGCGGAUCGAGCAUCGGUUUCGGAUACGUGGCCGUCAUGAUGUACACCGGCGAAAUUUCCCCGGCCAGCGUACGGGGAACACUGACGUUGGUGUUGGUGGUGUCCGUGAAGAUCGGAAUCCUGAUCGAAUGGACGAUAGGACCGUUCCUUCGCGUUAAGGAUCUGGCUUUGCUGUCGUUGUGUCUCCCGAUUCUGUUCGUCGUGAACGCCGUGUGGUUACCCGAGUCCCCCUAUCACCUGAUGCGUCGCGGAAGACACCAGGAGGCGAUCGAGUCUCUGGCGAAAUUAAGAGGCGUCACAGACGUUUCCGAGGAGGCAGGGAUUAUCGAGAAAUCCGUGAAAAUCGAUCUGGCCAACGACACCGGACUCUGGGAGCUGCUGAGCGUAUCGGGAAAUCGCAAAGCGUUGACAGUCGUGGUGAUCCUCGUCCUGAUUCAACAGUGGAGCGGAAGCUCGGCGAUACUCUCCUACGCCGAGUUGAUCUUCAACGCGACCGGAAACGACUUUGAAGGCAAAUACGUGACGAUGAUAAUGGGCGCCGUGCAAGCUGCGUGCGCCAUUUUUGCAGCGUCGAUAGUGGAUCGGUUCGGCAGAAGAACGUUGCUGAUGAUCUCCACAUUAGGGACGUUCGUCUCGACCAUGCUCGUCGGUCUGUUCUUCUUCCUGCAACAAAAUGAGACGAACGUCAGUGGAAUUGUCUGGUUACCAGCCGCUGGAGCGAUACUUUACAUCAUCAUGUACGCCUUAGGGUUGGCUGGACUUCCGUUCACCAUGAUGAGCGAGGUAUUUCCUACGAACGUGAAAGCACUUGGCAGCACGAUCGCCAUGUUCUUUAGCAAUUGUUCCGUGUUCGUUAUCACUCUGUCUUAUCAGAGCAUCGCCCAGCAAUAUGGCGUGCACGCCUCGUUUUGGAUGUUCUCCGCUGUCAGCUUAUCAGGUUUCGUUUUUGUUUACCUGUACGUGCCGGAGACGAGAGGGAAAACGCUGCAGGAAGUGCAGGAUCAAUUGCACGGCCGGAAAUUGACGUAGAAAUUGUACAGGUUACUUUUAUUACAUGGGAAAGCGACUUAUUGUUGAAAUAUAGAAAAAGAGUAAUGGGUAAAUAGAAUCUCUUUGAUCCUAUUUGUAUCACAUGGGGUUAUUUUGUGUCUGCAUCUUUAUGAUGAGUG